ACAAUGAGUGGAUCAUGCUCAUCUGACAGACCUGCUUUCUCCAACAACCCUGCGCACGCACGACCUGCUGCUCCUCUGUAAGUACUGCAGGUCACAGCAAUUACAACUUGUACAGUAGAUAAAAUGAAGAGUCAAGUGUCUCUGCUGGUUGAAAAGAUCAUCAGGACGCAUGAAUGAAAUAUAUUUCACGUUAUGGGGACAAGGAGAGAGAGAAUACAUUAUUGCUUUCGGAGGUUGCUGUCCUGGUGUAACUGUCAGAACAUAAUGGUGGCAUUUAAAGGGAUCUGGACCAAGGACUUCUGGAGGGCUGUGUCUGGAGAAUACCUAGCCACACUCAUCUUUGUCCUUCUUGGCCUGGGCUCCACCAUCAACUGGGCUGCAGGGGAGGAGAAGCCUCCGCCAGCUGACCUAGUCCUUAUCUCCCUGUGCUUUGGCCUUACUAUUGCCACUAUGGUGCAGUGCUUUGGCCACAUCAGUGGUGGACACAUUAACCCUGCAGUCACUGCAGCUAUGGUUGUAACUAGAAAACUGAGCCUGGCAAAGGCUGUGUUCUAUGUGGCAGCUCAGUGCCUGGGAGCUAUUACAGGAGCUGGGAUUCUCUACUUAGUCACACCUACUGCUGCCAGAGGGUCCUUUGGUGUGACCACAGUGAAUCCCACCAUAUCCGUGGGACACGGCUUUCUCGUGGAGCUCCUGAUCACAUUUGAACUGGUUUUUACCGUCUUCGCCACCUGUGAUCCCAAACGCACAGACUUAGGUGGUUCUGCAAGCCUGGCUAUUGGUAUUGCUGUAGUGAUAGGGCACUUAUUUGCAAUCCCAUACACAGGAGCCAGCAUGAACCCUGCCCGUUCUUUUGGUCCUGCAAUGGUCACACUUAACUUCGAGAACCAUUGGGUCUACUGGGUGGGACCUAUUAUCGGAGGUAUCUUGGCUGCUGGUUUGUAUGAGUACCUGUACUGCCCCGACCCUGAGAUAAAGAAGAGGAUGAAACAAGUCUUCAAGAAGGACCCAACGGGGAAAUACAGGGAAGUGGAGGCAGGGGACAUUGCCGUCAAGCCCGGCUCCAUCCAUAACAUCAACGUGGAGAAAGCUGAUGUUAUGUUAACAGGAGAAGUAUGACUAUCACGUGCACUGGAAAUGGAGACUAAUUUGUAGAGCACAAUCACAAUCAAACUUUGGGGUUAUCCAACUUAAGACUGCCCCCCCCACCACCACCACCACCAAACACCACACACACACACACACACACACACACAACCCCCUCCCCAUCUAAAGACUGUGUCUUUAAAACAGAAAAAAAAAAUUCUGUCUGUGACACACCCGAACUGCACUGCUUUUAUUGUCAUAAAGCUUGCGUGAUGCUAUGGCUCAACAUCUGCACCCUGUAUAAAUGAUUUAGGAACAGUGUUGGCAUGUGGCAUACAUUGUACAGCCCACAGUACAUGAAGUUAAGGAAAUGUUGGUAGGGUCAACCAAUUAUGUGAGGUCAUCGCAGUGAAUUGGAGGUGAGAAGAAGAAAAUGCAGCCUUGUUAUUUUUGGAUUAGUGUCACAUUUGGUCCUCUUGCUUUAUAUGUAAUUAAAAGUAGAGGCUUUCCUUGUAAUCAUUAAUCACAUUACAGAUCCCAAGCAAAGUAAGACAGCUCUGACAAGCAUUAUUAUCAGAGUCAGAGCAUUAAGUUGGAGAAAAAUAAACACAGCUCAUUUUGUUUGAAACACAAUGUCUUUUGUUUGUUUU
This is a messenger RNA of Maylandia zebra (zebra mbuna), 1736 nucleotides long. Its product is annotated as aquaporin-4. Gene Ontology annotation, molecular function: water channel activity. Gene Ontology annotation, cellular component: plasma membrane; basolateral plasma membrane. Lineage: Eukaryota; Metazoa; Chordata; Actinopteri; Cichliformes; Cichlidae. The record is from RefSeq and is a predicted model, not a curated record. Gene Ontology annotation, biological process: water transport; transmembrane transport.